AUGCACUCUCGACAUGGCCUGAUCACUUGCAGUCGCUUGGGCAGAUAUUCUUUCCAUCUCUCAACUAGACGCUACCUGUCACAAAAUGUGACCCCUCCACUUGUCGAGACCGCCGACUCUCAUCGUGGUACCUUUAUACCAUCACCCUUGGACGACUCUUCGACAUUGAAGAAGAAGAAGCCCUCGAAGAAGUCAAAGGCUGAAGCAGCGCUUGGAGUCGCAGAGCUGUCUUCUGCUGCAGAUGCCGACGCGCCAUUGGUCAAGAGACGUGGUCGGCCAUCAAAGGCUGUCGAUAUUCCUGAAGCAGACACCACCGAGACCACCGACGCGACUGAAACACCACCAAAGAAGCGCACUCGCAAACCCAAGACGACAAAGGAUCAGACAGCCAUUGCACACGGCAGUCUACACCACAACACUCUCGUCGAAUUCCUCGAUUACGCAACAGCUGUGAAUCUCUCUCCGACCAGCACAGUCUACCGCGGCACCCACUAUGAAUACACCGUAGCAAACUCCCUCACACGCCUCGCCUUCACCUUGACUCGCGUGGGCCGGACUAGCGAUCUCGGCAUCGACCUCCUCGGCAGCUGGGCCAUACCCUCUCGCCCUGCACCUCUAAACAUCUUGAUCCAAUGUAAAGCCGAGACACCCAAGCCCAGCAUGGUCAGAGAACUCGAGGGCGCCGUCGUAGGUGCACCUAUGAGGUAUAGAGGAGAAGGUACAAUAGCAAUCUUGGCUGCUGCCAAAGAGGCGACCAAAGGCGUGAGGGAUGCUGUGGGCAGGAGCCGCUUACCCAUGGCCUAUCUCAACAUCACCACAGAGGGUAGCGUGAGGCAGUUUGUUUGGAAUCAGGCUGCUGUCGAGUGUGCUCUGGAGAGUGUGGGUGUCACUCUUAGGUAUUUGGCCAACGGCGAGUCCGAGGUUGCUCUGACCUGGAAAGGCUUACCUUGGUCUUCGUCAAAAUCAUCAUCUCUGGAAUGA
Messenger RNA from Aureobasidium subglaciale EXF-2481, 981 nucleotides. RefSeq lists its product as uncharacterized. The coding region runs from base 1 to 981 and encodes 326 amino acids. Gene Ontology annotation, cellular component: mitochondrion. Lineage: Eukaryota; Fungi; Ascomycota; Dothideomycetes; Dothideales; Saccotheciaceae. The record is from RefSeq and is a predicted model, not a curated record. The transcript has a single exon.